Messenger RNA from Dermatophagoides farinae (American house dust mite), 2709 nucleotides. RefSeq lists its product as uncharacterized. Gene Ontology annotation, molecular function: protein binding. The record is from RefSeq and is a predicted model, not a curated record. NCBI's taxonomy places the organism in Eukaryota, Metazoa, Arthropoda, Arachnida, Sarcoptiformes, Pyroglyphidae.
ACCAUUGUUUUCAAUUUGAAAUUGUGCCAUCAAUUUUAUUCAUAAUUUUGAUUUAUAUUGUACAUUCAUUACACAAAAAUGGAUGUUACAAAUUCAUCGAAUAUGGUAUCAGCGUCAUUGGAACAACCUCGUAGAAGUAGUCGAUUGCAGAAAUUAAAAUCACCCUUAAAACGGAAAAUAAUUCAUUUGAAACAUAUUGAUACAAGCGAUGAUGAUGAUGAUGAUGAUGAUGACGAAAUGAAGUUUGAAAACAAUGACUUUUCAUCGUUAAAUCGAAGCCAAUCGUUUGACAUGUCCGAUAUUUCAUUCGGUAAUCAAUCUUUUCAAAGUCAGAUAUCUUUUUCACAGCUAACACAAAACUCGCUACAAUUUGGUCAAUUUACCUAUCUGAAUUUAUCACCACCAUCAUCAUUAGUUUCGAAUAUCAUUAUUGACCAUUUUUAUAAUGAUGUCGAUUUGGAUAAAAUCAAUGAAUUAUUUUUCAUUUCAAUACAAAACAUUCGAAACAAGCAUGAACUAUUGAUCAAUACGGUCGGUUCAUCAUUGGAUUAUUUGCGACAUCCACAGCCCAAAAUUGUCGAUUUUCUUUGCGAUUUUCUUAAUUUAUAUUCAAAACUAUCAUUCGAUGAAAGUUUAGAUUCUAGCACUGAAAUCGCUCAUCAAUAUUGUCAUGUUGUUGAACAAGUAUUCGAUAAACUUGAUCGUUCACGAAUGAAUUGGACAAGAAUGAAUUUACUCAAUUUGUUUAAAUCAGAUUCAAGAGUUAACAUUUCAACAGUCAUUUCCAAUAAUGAUCAUAGCUAUCUAUUUGAUUUAAUUGAAUUCAUUAACGAUUGUUUUGGCAGCGUUCAACAUCAAUUAAUAACAACAGUAAAGACUGAGAAAAAAGCUAAGAAAAAUUACAGAAAUCAAAGAUUAAAUGCUAUCAAUGUUUCUGUACGAUUAUUUAAAAUUAUCAUCGAAUUUUUGGCCAUUGAUUUUGAAAGAUUCUUACAUGCUUCUUUUGAUUUUCAUAACGAUAUCCAAGGCCAAGAUCGUCCGUUAUUGGUUCGAAUGUUAUGGUCAAAUAAUAAAUAUCCGGAAUACAUGUCCAGCAUAGUUAGAUAUUUCCUAUUCCUAGUGGCUAAAUCCUUUCGAACAUUUGCUAAAAUCAAUACAUCAAUUCAAACAUCGAUCGAUCAGUUACGACAAUCGAAUACUUUCAUUCAAUCAAUCAAUAAAAUGUUGUUCAUAAUAGCCGAAUCAUUGCGUAUGGGUUCGGGUAAUGUACGACCAUAUUUAUCUGUAACAUCUAACCGUAAUCUUGUUGCUGCCGAUCUUUGGUGUCAAAUCGAACGAUGCAAAUUGAAUGAAGAUUUUACUAUCUUACGAUUUUUGUCCAAAGAAUUCCGGUCGCUACCAUGGUUUAAUGUUCAAUUUAUACUGCAAAUAAUGAACCAUUUGUUUGCCGAUCUCAAGCAUACGCUGCCAAUGAUACUCGGUCAGAAUAAUGGUAAUCGACUUCGAAAGACACGUAUCACAUUACGGCUACUUGUAACUGCAUUUCUAACCGGCGAUCUAGAUGAAUUUCGAGUCACACAUUUUAGAAUGAUGCAACGUAAACGAAUUGGUUCAUAUCAGGAUGAAAUCCGAGAAAAAAUUGAACGAUUUAAAGAUGUAAUAAAAUCAUCAUUCAUUGAUCACGAUGAAAAUGAUGCGGGUGAUAAUCAGCUAUCAUAUCAAAUGUAUCUAACACGUAAAACUAGCUAUGGCGGUAAUGCCUUACACAUGGCUUGUCGGCAGAAUGAUACGGAUGCUAUUGAAAAAUUUUUCGAUCAAACACAACCAAAUCAACAGGAUCGUAAUGGCCAUACACCAAUGAUUGAUUGUAUCCGUUAUAAACAUUACAAAUGUCUCCAAACAUUAAUUGAUAUAAGUAAUCGUUCGAAUAAUCCAUUAAAUUAUGAGAUAGCUGUAGCGAAAGAAAAUGGCUAUACAGCCUUACAUUAUGCCAUAAUUAGCGGUAAUAGAGAAUCGAUUCGAUUAUUAUUGGAAAAUGGUGGCCGUCAUCUGCUAUACAUUGAAUCAAAAGAUGGUUAUUCACCCGAAACAAUGAUCAACUGUAUCAUCGACCAACAAUCGAAUGACAAUGAAAUGAAUGAAAAUUUAAGUGAAUUUAUUUCGAAAAUCGAAUCGAAAAAAAUGUCUAAUCAUCUGCCAUUGUUUGAGGAAUUAUCUCGAAAUUUCCAAAUGGAUCUUGAUCAAUUAUUAUCCUAUUAUUGUGAUAUGAUAACAAUCUUAUUCGAUUGUUAUCUUCAAACAAUUCGUAUUCAUCAAUUCAAUUUCGAUGAUAUUUUUAUUGAUCAACAAGCUGAUUAUGACAAAUGUUUUGUCAAACAAAGUCUUUGUCUACGAUUAUCGCAUGAAUAUCAACGAAUAUUUCGACGAAAUCCAUCCGAAUUGGAAUUAGAUAUGCUUAUUGAUGAUUUAAAAAUCAUUGGACGAUUUCGUUACUAUUUGGAACAAUUUAUGAAUCAAUUGAAACAAGAACAAAAUCUUCAAGAUAUCAAGAUUGAUCUAAGAAUUAAAUUUCAAUCAUUACAAUCAUCAAUGAAUUUGAUUCAAACAAAAUUGGGUGAUUUUCUUGUGGAAAAACUUUAUUCAUGUUAAAAUGAAAUGAAAACAUAAACAACAUAUAUAAAAUCAAUGAUUUUUUAAUAAUUUAAUUAU